Messenger RNA from Microbotryum saponariae, 1791 nucleotides. The record is from the annotation of a GenBank genome assembly. NCBI's taxonomy places the organism in Eukaryota, Fungi, Basidiomycota, Microbotryomycetes, Microbotryales, Microbotryaceae.
AUGCGGAUACACUGUCUGGGCGGUCAGUCUGGCAUGGUUUCGACCUGUUGUUCCCCCGUCGACCUCGCCCAGACUGAGCUGACGCGUGCUGUCCCCCUCUCGCCUCUCCUAGUCGGCUCGAUCGGAUCGUUGCUGGCGACCUCGUUCGCCGCCACUCGUUCGCCGCCGACGAUUCGGCUGAUCGUACGCCGCAAGGACCUGCUCGCCCAUCUCGUCGCUCGGCCCACACCCGCCGACUCGACUUCCCAUCGGUCCUCGUCCGCGUCCGCGUCCGACACCCAGCCCCGUGUCGCGCUCACGAUCGAACGCGACGGCAUACCCCACCGCUACGCCGCGUUCGAGAUCGAGCAUACGCUCACCCCGACCGAUCAACUGCAGAUCGACCCCCUGUCCGCGCACGUGGUCCCUUCCAUCAGCUCGUCCAAGUACCCGUCCACCGGUGGAGGUCUCUCGCGCAAGGACCCCAUCUCCACCCUGAUCGUCACGACCAAAGCACCCCAGGCGCUCAAGGCGAUCAAGCACCUCCUACCGCGGCUCUCGUCCUCGUCGACGAUCGUGCUCUGCCACAACGGCAUGGGCGUACUCGAGAACCUGCUCGAACAGUACUGGCCCGACGACGACGACGACGACGGCCCUUAUUCCUCCUACGGCCAUCGCCGAGCUCGCCCCUCCUUCAUCUGCGCCACCACCUCCCACGGCGUGUGGCGCAGAUCGGCCGACCAUUUCGUCCAUGCCGGAGUGGGCCACCUUCAAUUCGGCGUCGUACCCAAUCGCUCGACGCUCUCUUCGAUCCAAUCCCACUGGCCCGACGAACCUUCGUCCAACCCUCUCCUCAAUCCACGAGCCCUCAUCGCUCCCACGCUGCAGCACCUCCCCACUUCAUCCUCCCUCCACGCGACCCUCGAUCUCCUACUGCGCACCACCAACCUCAACCCCCUCUGGCUGCCUCUACCCCAACUACAAAUAGCACAACUACAAAAACUGGCCGUCAACUGCGCCGUCAACAGUUUGACCGCGAUCGUGGGCGUGCAUAACGGGGCUUUGGUCGGCAGUCGAGCGGCGAAGGAUAUGUGCAGAGAGGUCGCGAGCGAAUGUUCGAGUGUGUUUGCGGCGCACGUGAUGGGUCCCACAGAGGAUGGCGAAGAAGAACAGGCAUCGGCCUUGUCCGAUCCCGCAUCGGCUUCGUACGACGACUCCACCCCGACGACGAUCCAUCCCAGACCUGCGCGAACGUUCGCGCACAAUCAUGCGCUCUCCGAACAUUCCCUCCUCCAAGCGAUGAUGAAGGUCAUCUUCGCCACCUCCACCAACAUCUCUUCGACCCUAGCCGACCUCGAAGCGAUCGAACCGAUCCAGGAUCUGGCUCGGAUCGAUCCCCGCCCUUUACCAACUGGGGAGAAAGCUGGCCCGGCGCGCUUGCGGGGCAAGUUCGCUACGAGGACCGAGAUGGACUACAUCAACGGCUACGUCUCGGCUCUCGGAAGGAAAUACCACAUCCCGACGCCGUUGAUUGACGGUCUGGCGACGACGGUCAAGCUCAAGGAAGAGAUGAUCGUCCACGGGGCCGUCGAGAGGUUGAGGACACAAGCCGAGGAGAAGAAGGCCCUGUUCUUGAAGGAGAAGACCAGAUUGGCCUCGAGUGCGGAUCAGGGUAUACCGAAGAAGACCAAAGGGAGGAGGAGAUUGGAGAAGGUGUUGGCGUUGCGGCAGACGCAUAUGCAAGUCGAGCGCGAGCGAGAGCGGGACAAGAUUCUCGAUCGGCAAGGGGGUUCGGGUGGCGACUAUAGAUGA